Messenger RNA from Papaver somniferum (opium poppy), 1443 nucleotides. RefSeq lists its product as uncharacterized. The record is from RefSeq and is a predicted model, not a curated record. The coding region runs from base 1 to 1443 and encodes 480 amino acids. The transcript has 2 exons. Lineage: Eukaryota; Viridiplantae; Streptophyta; Magnoliopsida; Ranunculales; Papaveraceae.
AUGGAAGCAACAACUCCUACCACCAUUACUUCUCUUAAUGAUGGAGGAGAAGUAGGAAAAAUUGUUACUUUGAAUGAGAAUGAUGCGGAUGUUCAUGCCAUCAUGGCACAGACACUCCAGAAGUAUGUGAUUAUCGAAACAAACUAUAACAACAAUAGAUACUUGCACUUGCGCACAGAAAAUCCAGCGGUAGCUGAUGCUCUCCGGUUUGACGGAGAUUACAGUUAUGACCUCGACACGAGGUUUGAGGUGGUACCAGCUACCAAGGGAACUGGACUCGUCCAUAUACGGUCCUUGCAGAAUUAUAAGUACUGGGUAAAUUUGGAUGAGACCAAGAACAACUUUGUCACUGCCACGGCCGUCAAACCCGAGGAGAAUCAGGCUGACAAACAAUGCACGCUCUUCCAACCUGUUUUCUUGAAAGCAGAUAGUAACGGCAUCCUUAGGCUUCGUCAUGUCAGCACCGGUGCAUACGUUGCGUUCUUUCUGGGUACCGGCAAUUCUUACGGCUUGUUGUGUUUAUCGCAUUAUCACGAUGCUGCUGGGACAUAUAAUGUGUGCACCGUCCUUGACUGGGACUCUAUCGCUGUGUUGCCCGACCUUAUAAGGAUCAAGGGCGUAAAAAGCGGAAACCACCUUAAGGCAUUUGAAGACGGGUAUAUGGACUACAAUAACAAAGCUGACAAUUCCUCAUUGUUUGACUUUGAAGUGUCUCCAAGUCGCGGCGGAGGCAUCCGCCUGAAGAGUGCUCGCUUUGGAAAGUAUUGGAUGGAUAUGGAUCGUAGUGAUUGGGUAUUGUUAAUGCAGGACACCUCCACAGACUUCCAUGACUUUGAGGACUAUAACAAGGAGAACUGCCUCGCCACGCUUAAUACCUAUCCCGACGAUUGGAGUUACAUGGAGAUUGAGGAGCCAGUUAUAUCAAGGAAGAUCGAAAACGUCAGAUAUCACCUCAAUGAUGCAAGGAUUUACAACGAGCAGACAAUUGCACUUGUCAGUGAUGAAUUGAGCAACAAAACUCCAAAUUCCUUAACGUCGGAAUUAAAUCUCAAGACUACGGUUUCCAAUACAACCAAUUGGAGUACAAGUGUCUCGCUGUCGGUGGGAGUCAAGAUGAGUGUAACCUUUGGUGUCCCAUUCAUUAAAUCGGGUUCAGGUGAGAUUGAGAUUUCAGGUGAUGUUACCAAAUCUUCCGAGUGGGGGGAAACGGAGACCAAAAGCCUUGAAGUGGGGUCCGUGAAAACUGUCAAUGUGCCAUCUAUGACUAGGGUAAAGGCAAAUCUGAUGGCAACACGGAUUUCGUACGGCAUACCUUUCUCGUACACUCAGCAUGACCUUUUGGAAAAUGGAAGUACAAAAGUUACUGAUAAGAACGAUGGCUUUUUUACCGGCCACAAUGGUUACGGCUAUACGUACGAGGUUGUCCAGCUUCCUCUCGAGUAA